ACUAGACAUACUAUAUACAUUUAUUACCAUUUUGCCGAGAACUAAUUUCUAUUAUAUACAAUAUAUAGAUAAUUCUCAUGAUCCUUCUCUCCGCCUGUCUCACAGUGCACAGUUCCGAAUACCCAAGAUUUAAGCGUAAGGGUCUCCAACAAAGUGCUUCUUCAAGAAGUGGUCCUCCUCAACCUCCUCAAUAUGGCAAGAAAUGGGGUAAGCCUCCACAAAAACCUCCACAGUAUAUGCAAAGCCGACCUUACCAUGGUAUGCCACCGCCUCUUAGAAGCAAAAGACCAUCCAAACCACAAAAUUAUAUGAUGCCAGGAUCAACAGGUUUCAAUAUGCAUUUGGGCCAACACCAAGCAUACCCAAUGCAUAAUAUUCCAAAGUUCCAGCCAUUUGCUUCAAAAAAUCCAUCCACGACAAUGAAAAAUUAUUUUAAAAAUCCUGUGCAGCAAUAUUCGAAAAUGCCCAAUCAUCAUGCCAUAUCAUCAGGACAAUUAAUUCAAUUCCCUAAGGAAACUAAGGUGGUGCCAAAAAUAGUGUAUAAGAAGCUAGAAAAGCCGUCAUUCAUGUCGUCACCGAGCAUACCAGCUUUAGAGUACGAUUACCAUGUACAAACCAAUAAUAUACCAAUGAGUGCUAAUACAAUUAAACAAAUUGGGGAAAAAGGUCCAAUUCACACAAUACCAGCCCCAAAUCUAACUCCUGCGGAUAAGCCUAGCAAUCUUGACUUUAGAAAGCCUCAGCAGUACCAUCAGCACCAAGAAGUAAGGUACCAACAACCUCAAUACGAACAACCUCAAAUUUCUCAUCAAUACCAAGUAACAGAGCCAGAAGAACAAGUUCCUCAAUUUAAUCAAUACGAUCAAUUUGAAAACCAAGACCUCCAAGCCUACCAAAGCGUGAAAUCGCUUUACCAACAAUCAAAUCCUGGAAUAACUGUCCAGGAAACUGGCAGUCAUGGUAUUAAUAUUGGAUAUGAUCAUGGACAAGUGAAACAGGAAACUGGCAGUCAUGGUAUCAAUAUUGGAUAUGAUCACGGACAAGUGAAACAAGAUCAUGAGGAUUUGUUGAACAGCAAAAAUUAUCAGAAUACUCAACAUCGGAAUCUCUACACCCAAGCCAUCCAGUCCAGCUAUGACCAGCAACAACCCCAAAUUUUGACUCAGUUUGCCAAGCCUCAAAGCAAAUAUGGGCAGCAAUAUUCGCAAGAAGAUGAAAUUGAUAUUUCCGAAGAAAAAAACCCUAACGCAAAACCCGAGUACCAUUCAUUUAACUAUGAUGAACAAGCUCAUCGGGCCCAAGAAAAAUCAGGUCAACAAUCCGGUUUAGUAACAGCAACUUACUCUCUAGGAUCGACUGAUGACGUUAUAAAGGGCCAAAAUAUAAACUCUAGAUCCAAUUCCAUGGAUCCUUUAACUCAAGCUCAAAUCGUCCAAAACUAUUUUGAUACAAGGUCUGGCAAUGAUGUGGAGCCAGAUGCAAAACCAAGUGCCUCUGGGGUAAUUGAGAAAGAGGUGCCCAGCAAAUUGUUUUUCAGUUCUUUACCGAAUAAAGAAGCAGCUGACAGGUUAGCUAAGCUUCAAGCAGCUGGAAAAAUUAAUAGCAAUUUAAUGCAUUUUGAUAAUAAGAAUAGGAAUCAACAAAACGAAAAAGAUGGAGAAGCAAUUUUCGUAUCUGAAGAUAACGUUUCAGAUGAGAAUCAGGAGCAGGAUAGUAAUAAAGAACAAUCCGUGGAAUAUGAAGACUAUUCACAGGAGGAUGAAUCUUCUGAUGAAAAAAGUGGUUUUGGGAAAAAGACAAAUUAUUAAUGAGUAUUUGCAAGAAAAGUUAAAUAAACGCUCCAUUUUCACAGCGUUUUUUUGAAGGCGCAAUAUUAUUAGACAUUAUUUAUAGCCAUGACUUAUUUAUUUUUAAUUUAUGUACCUACUGUUGUUUCCUUAUUUAUUAUUGUUCCUCUUGCCUAUUUAUUUAUCUCUCUUGUUGACUUUUUUUAGUUUUUUACGUAAAUAGAGUAUACCAGUAUACGAA
Ceutorhynchus assimilis (cabbage seed weevil) is the source of this 2028-nucleotide messenger RNA. NCBI's taxonomy places the organism in Eukaryota, Metazoa, Arthropoda, Insecta, Coleoptera, Curculionidae. The record is from the annotation of a GenBank genome assembly.